AUGGCGCCCAUACACAAAGUAGCCGUUAUACAAUGGCAUAUCAAAAACCUUGACCCGGAAUAUAAUCACUCUAAGGCCAUUCAAUUCAUUACAUCUGCCGCUUCCAAUGGCGCAACUCUUGCUGUUCUUCCGGAAUACCAUCUCUGCGGCUGGGCACCAGAAUCACCCGAAUUCUACACACAAGCGCUCAGAAACCAACCCUACCUCAAAUCCUAUUGCCAACUAGCCAAAGCCCUCCACAUCAACAUCGUUCCAGGAACAAUCAUCGAAGCCGAACGAAAAGAUACCUCCACAGACCAGCACACGCUCUACAACACAGCGUAUUUCAUUUCCUCAUCUGGGGAAAUCCUCGGCAAAUACAGGAAAAAGAACAUAUGGCAUCCUGAACGACCACAUUUAACCUCCAGCGGCGCAGAUCCGCACGAAGUUAUACAAACCGGAGUGGGUAAAGUCGGGAUGUUGAUAUGUUGGGAUUUGGCGUUUCCAGAAGCGUUUCGAGAAUUGAUUUCGAAGGGUGCUGAGAUUAUUAUUAUUCCUACUUACUGGGGCAAACACGACGCCAACGAAGAAGCCCUAAAACUCAACCCAAACAGCGAACAACUCUUCAUCGACUCCACACUCACAUCCCGCUGCUUCGAAAAUACAUGCGCCAUCAUAUUCGCCAACGCCGCUGGUCCCGCGGAUUUCUAUCUAGGGUCGUCGCGUGUCGUGCUCCCUUUUAUUGGUGCAGUGGGUGGUAAGACUAUGGGUGCUGAGGAGGAAGGGGUAAUGGUUGUAGAGUUGGAUUUAUCGGUGCUAGCACUGGCGGAGGAGAACUAUAAGGUUAGACAGGAUAUGGCGUCUGAGGGGUGGUACUAUAGUUAUCGACACACGGUUGAUAAGAGACCUGCUGAGACUGCUUAA
Molecule: messenger RNA, 903 nt
Organism: Talaromyces stipitatus ATCC 10500
Lineage: Eukaryota; Fungi; Ascomycota; Eurotiomycetes; Eurotiales; Trichocomaceae
Product: hydrolase, carbon-nitrogen family, putative
Exons: 4
Coding region: 1-903 (300 amino acids)
Molecular function (GO): hydrolase activity, acting on carbon-nitrogen (but not peptide) bonds, in linear amides
Source: RefSeq, a predicted model, not a curated record